Messenger RNA from Larimichthys crocea (large yellow croaker), 3270 nucleotides. It is a transcript of the gene stx17, whose product is annotated as syntaxin 17. The transcript has 7 exons. The coding region runs from base 288 to 1172 and encodes 294 amino acids. NCBI's taxonomy places the organism in Eukaryota, Metazoa, Chordata, Actinopteri, Sciaenidae. Gene Ontology annotation, cellular component: SNARE complex; autophagosome membrane; endomembrane system. Gene Ontology annotation, molecular function: SNAP receptor activity; SNARE binding. Gene Ontology annotation, biological process: exocytosis; intracellular protein transport; vesicle fusion. The record is from RefSeq and is a predicted model, not a curated record.
AAAGUGCCGUGGGUGCAGGUUGAGGUCGGAAACUAUUCAUUGACGCACUGGGAAGAGAGUUGUUUACAAACAACAAAGUGUCGAAACAAACCGAAAGCGUGACGAAAACUAGGAAAUGUUGAUAUCAGGUGAUUUCCCUCAGCGGGAUUGAGGCUCGGGCGGUCUUACGUACAUGAAUUAUACCCUCGGAGGAUUUCAGAGUAACUGUGGGGGUAGUGAGAUAAAGCCGAGCAGGUGCAGCGUCCAAGUUACACAGAGGUGUUGGCUGUGGGCAGUCAGCGGGACACAUGGCAGAGGAAGGCAACAAGCUGACACUGAGGCGCCUAGAGGCACCAAUCCACAAGUUCAUUAAAGUGGCUCUACCCACGGACCUGGAGAGGCUGCAGAAACACCACAAUAACAUACUGAAGUACCAGCAUAGCAAGCAAUGGGACCGCCUUCAUCAGGAGCAAAUCAAUGCCAGCAGAACGGUUCAGCAGUUGAGAGCUAACAUCAGAGAGAUGGAGAAGCUGUGCGCUCGGGUCCGCGCUGAAGAUGCCGCCGCCCUGGAAGAGCUUGUCAAGCCAGUCAAAGACAGGGCGUCAGCCGCCGCACAGGACUUCUUGCUCUUGCACUCUAACCCUGUGUCUCAGCCAACACCACCUGCCGCUCAGCCGUCCAGCUGUGUGUCCAGCAGCUGCCCAGCUGAUGACGAUGAGGAGCCAGUGUAUGGGAGACAGCUUCAGCUCCGGCUUCCAGAAAUCCCUGAUGAUCAGAGUGCAGCUGAGUCCUGGGACAACCUGGAAGAGGAUCUGAAGGAGCUGAGCGGUUUGGUGACGGAGUUCUCUCUACUUGUCCACUCCCAGCAGGAGAAGAUUGACAGCAUAGAGGACAACGUCAACACAGCCGCUGCCAACGUGGAGGAGGGGACCAAGAGCCUGGGGAAGGCGGUGGGGUACAAGUUGGCGGUGUUACCGGUUGCUGGGGCGCUGCUGGGUGGUGUGUUAGGAGGUCCACUUGGCUUGCUGGCUGGGUUCAAAGCUGCAGGGGUGGCUGCCGCUCUGGGAGGUGGCGCCCUGGGGUUUGCUGGAGGCAACAUAGUCCAGAAACACCGCAAAGCCAGAAUAGAUCUACAAAUGAAGCAACUGACUGCACCACCACCAGAACCACCAGAGUCGAGCAAGGACAAAUGACCUAACAGUUCUGGUUAGUCCUCUGACCUCAGGUGUCAGUGUUGACCAACCAAUCAGAAGUAUAAAAUGGACCUCCGACAGGGCUUACAUGGUCUUGAAAAGACUAAGCUCUGCUGUUACUAAGCACUGCUCUAACAAUGAUCUUCAGGUGUGAAUGCUAAAUCUAAUUUUCUAUACGCGACUGACAACUAAGCAGUUAUUUACACUACAACUUUUACUCCAUGUUUGGGUCAGUCAGGUACAGCUGUGAGCACUCAGACAGGACCAGGCGCUACUGCUGGUGGGUUGCUGGGUAUGUGUCUGUAUGUGUCAAACAUAAUCGCUGUGUAACAAUCAGGAAAUAACUUUUUAUUUAGCUGAAUAACUGGCUUUAUUGAGGCUGGCGCUCACUUGUUUAAUCUUACUUAGAUUAUGGCAUCAAAUAAUUUAACAAACUGUUCUGUCAAAUAAACACUGUUGUGUUCUUCAAGCACAAUUUUUUUUUUAGAUUAACGUGAUCAUGUGUAGACACAAUCUUUAUGUAAACAGCUGUGCUAGUGAGACUAGAAAAUGUUUUUACUAACAUUGCUGUAAAUGGUGUUACAUUUAUGUGAAUGUAAGGCUCCUGCUUCUUUGUUUAUGUAAAUUAUGCUGUAUGUAGAUACAGACUUGUUUUUGCAACGUGUGAGAGCAAAAUUGCACAAAAAGCACCAAAGUGCCACUGUCCAGAUCCCUUCAGGGACUGGAGUUAAGAACCUGCCAUGUAUUGAUUAUACUGCUGCUGGUUUCCUGCCAAAUAAAUUGUUUCUUUUCAACAUUAAUGACAGUCAUUCGAUAAACAGAACACCAGUAAAGUUCAGAGACUGGUAUACAAAACAUCAGACAACACAAUAUCCUGUAAAAUGGUUUUUAAUUUACUUUUUCAUUUUUUUACUCUUCUUCCCCUCUGAGAUGACUUUUUUUUUUUUUUUUUAGAAAUGGUUACCACACUCCCCCCAUGUUGCUCUCCUGUAUGUGGGCUGAUAUGUCACUAUGCAGGCAUCUGUUGGUUUCUAUGGAAGGGCAGGACGCACAGUACAAACUUAGCGAUGGGUCCCCCAUACUCUUAGUCUGGCUUUCGCUUUUGGAUUCAUUCACGCUCAGAAUGGAUCUCAGGGAUUUAGACUUGUACCAAAACCUCAAAGACAUAUAAAGAGACAAAACCAGUUCUAGAGAGAACUUGUACAAAGUGGCAGACUGUAAAUUUUCCACCAGAAUUUGGGUUUUCCCCUCUUGUCUCUGCUUUUUAAAACACUGGGAAGGAGGCAGUCUUUUCUCCUCCAGCAUGAUGACACAUUUGACAACAGAUAACAGCAAAAACAACGGCCAUUUCAGAAGCAGUGUUAAAGUACACCAUUUCAAAUCAUUUAUUUUUCCCUCUUAUUUGAUUCCUAGGAUUGCAACUCAGAGGUGUUUGGGCAAACACCACACCUUUACAAAAAAAAGGUAUCCAGCCCACUUUGACUUUUUGAUGUUUUACUGUUUUACAGUAGUGGAGGUAAUCAGCAUUUUAGACGCCGAGCAACAACAACAACAAAAAGACAGCUUGGUCUUGAGAACAAAAUUAACAAAAUCUCUGAUUGCAUAAGUAUCUGCGUCCUUCAAGACAAUACUUAAUAGAGGCACCUUUGGUAACAAUUACAGCCUCAGGUCUGUUUCAAUAGGUCUGUCAACAGCUUUUAAACUCUGGACACAAACUCUUUCCCUUCCGAGUUAAUUUGUUUUACUUUGAGUGAAUAGCAAUUAUCAAGUCCUGACACAGAUUCUGGAUUGGACCAAUUUAGCUAAUCCAGGACAUUCACAUGGCUGUUAAGCCAUUCCUGCAUCAAUUUGGUAUGUAAAAUAAACAUCUGUAGUUGGAUGCUUUCACCAGUAUUUCUUUGUAUUUUGCUGCAUCAGUUUUAACCUUCUACCGUCACAGGAAGCGGCUGCAGAGAAGCCUCCACACAGCAUGAUGCUGCCACCACCAGGCUUCAUGAUGGGGAUGGUGUACGGUUAUACUAAAACACAGAAUUUAGUAUGAUGGCCAAAAGUUCAUUCACUUACGAUAUUUUCUGUCAAUUGUUGACCCAAUUUUUUU